GACGGUUGACUUGUUAUAGUCUCUUUCCAAUAAUGCUGAGAUUUUGUUGACUUUCUUCAUUAUCUUCAUUAGUUUACAUCUUGUUGUUUCUUACUUCAGAAGCCCAAAUCACAGAAGAUCCUGUGGUGGACAUAACAUAAUAAAGCACCUUAACGAUUAAUAAGAAGAUCAUGAAUAUAACAAAUGUGAAUGAGUAUGAAGCAAUUGCAAAGGAAAAAGUACCAAAGAUGAUUUAUGACCACUAUGCAUCAGGGGCAGAGGAUGAGUGGACAUUGAAAGAGAACAGAAAUGCAUUCUCAAGGAUUCUAUUGAGGCCGCGAAUUCUCAUCGAUGUAAGCAAGAUAGACUUGACAACAACUGUAUUAGGAUUCAAAAUAUCAAUGCCUAUCAUGAUUGCUCCUACAGGCCAGCACAAGAUGGCUCACCCUCAAGGAGAAUGCGCCACUGCUAGAGCAGCAUCGGCAGCUGGCACCGUCAUGACACUAUCCACAGGGGCUACUUUUAGUGUUGAGGAGGUUGCUUCAACAGGACCUGCUAUUCGUUUCCUCCAACUCUAUAUGUUUAAAGACAGAAAUGUGGCUACUCAACUUGUGAGAAGAGCUGAAAAGGCUGGUUUCAAGGCAAUUGUCCUUACUGUAGACUCUGCGGUUUUUGGUCACAGAGAGGCUAACAUCAAAAAUAGAUUUACAUUUCCAUCAUACGUGAGAAUGAAGAAUUAUGAAGGCAUGGGUCUUGAGAGGACUAAAGACUCUAGUCCCGCCUCCGUGACUAAUGGCAUAUACGAUGGAUCACUCAGCUGGAAGGAUGUAAAAUGGCUUCAAACAAUCACCUCAUUGCCAAUCAUACUCAAGGGUAUACUUACUGCUGAAGAUUCUAAGUUAGCUAUACAAGCUGGUGCUUCUGGAAUCAUUGUUUCCAAUCACGGUGCUCGCCAACUUGACUAUGUCCCUGCAACUAUUACGGCUUUGGAAGAGGUUGUGCAAGCUUCUGAAGGAAGAAUUCCUGUUUUUAUGGAUGGAGGAGUCCGCCGAGGGACGGAUGUUUUUAAAGCAUUGGCUCUUGGAGCAGCUGGUGUAUUUAUCGGAAGACCUGCGGUGUAUGCAUUGGCUGCUGAUGAUGAAGCUGGUGUAAGAAAAGUACUUGAGAUGCUUCAUGAUGAGCUUGAAAUAACCAUGGCACUUUGUGGUUGCCCUUCACUUAAGGACAUAACUCGCGACCACGUUUUCACAGAGCGCGACCGUCCAAGAAUUGCUCCUAGGUUAUAAGAUAUCAAUCUAUAGUGUUGGAGCUGAGGAGGAUUACUCAUCAAGAAACUGAUAUGCUAUAUGAAUUUAAUUCUACAAUAACAUGUUAGACUAAUUAUUAAUAAGCAAUAUCAUAGGUGAUUCAAGUGGUUUAGUUUCCAUUUUGUAUUGGUGUGUAUUGUUUAAAUAAAUAAUCCUCUACUGUUCCAUUGUAGCAGAAGGAAUACUUAUUCAUAAAUUCUAUUUUUGUUCUAUAUUUUUUCAUAUUAGAUAUCAGUUCUAACAUAGUAUUUUUUUUAUUAUCUCAUGUUAUAACAUUUGUUGUUACAUUAAGCCAUGAAUUAUCAUCCAGUAGUAAUUUCAUGUUUA
Trifolium pratense (red clover) is the source of this 1613-nucleotide messenger RNA. Its product is annotated as (S)-2-hydroxy-acid oxidase GLO1-like. The transcript has 11 exons. The coding region runs from base 171 to 1265 and encodes 364 amino acids. The record is from RefSeq and is a predicted model, not a curated record. Lineage: Eukaryota; Viridiplantae; Streptophyta; Magnoliopsida; Fabales; Fabaceae. Gene Ontology annotation, cellular component: peroxisome. Gene Ontology annotation, molecular function: oxidoreductase activity; FMN binding.